This is a messenger RNA of Mercenaria mercenaria, 1572 nucleotides long. RefSeq lists its product as uncharacterized. Bases 330 to 1097 code for a protein of 255 amino acids. The transcript is spliced from 3 exons. Lineage: Eukaryota; Metazoa; Mollusca; Bivalvia; Venerida; Veneridae. The record is from RefSeq and is a predicted model, not a curated record.
AGCCCUACACUUUGUCAGUUUACGGAGGUAACUACUGCCGACGAUCAUCAGCUCGAUUAUGGGAGGAACAUGUUCCAUUCCACUAUUUACUUACAUCAAGCAUACCGGAACUGACGUACGUGGGCGCGAGAAGUUGUCAAACCCCACUCUUUCACCAGCUUUCCUUCAGUAAACAUCAAAACUUCUACUUCUACCGACUUUAGUCGACUACGAACAGGCGCUGAUACUGUUCAACACUCAGCAAAGGCCAGCUGUACGAUUUACCUGUGUAGCAAGGCUCAAGCCGCACAUAUCAAGGGUAGAGAAGACAACUUGAAACCAAACUGAUUAUGGCAUCGUUAACCCCCAAUUGGGACCUGAUUAACAGCACCAUCGCUAAAAUGGAUGCCGCUACUCAAGAAGGUCGCUUACUACACCCGUACCAAAUGUUCAAAGACUUGUCUUGUUUAUAUGGGUUGGGGGAAGAUGAUUUUAAACGUAUUGUUAUCCAACAGGCCCAAAUAGCCAAGAACAUGAAUCAACCGCACAGAAACUGGCUUAAAGAGGCUAGAAAAAAUGCUAGCUGCUUUUUUGCGGUACAGUGGGUCAAUGAUGUAUUCCCCCCUUUUAUUUCUCGUAAGAGACCUGCUAAAAGGAAGGCGGUCUCUCUUAACAAUGCUGUACCAGUUAAUCCGUCCAGUUCAGCCACUGUGGAUUCUAUUUUGAGGAUUGAACCUGAUUUAAUACAGGAUUCAGCUCUACCGAAUCCAUUAACACCAGUUCGUGCUGAAACUGUAACUUAUACAGGUCAAACUAAUUCUGAAAACCAGGAGAGUGUUGACAAAGGAGAGUGUCCAAUGAAGGCUUCUGAGGACCCUCAACUGGAAAUCCUGGAAAAUUCCGGUAGUACAGUUCAGAAACCUCUCCAGAUCACACUACCUGAUCCUUUACCUGAAGAAGCUCAACCGGAAAUCCUGGAAAACUCCGGUAGUACGGUUCAAGCUAAUCUUCAAGUCGCAUUACCUGACUAUGUUGCUGAAGAGCCUCGACCAGAAAUCCUGGAAACUUCAGGUAGUACGGUCAAGGCAAAUAUUCCUGUUAAUUGUACUAAAUUAUAGCAACCAAAACUAUCUGGAAUAGUUCCUAUAGGUCAAGUACAACUCCUGUUGGUCAUGAUGGUCAUAAUCUGCCCAUAGGAGAAAGGUCAAAACCAACUCCUGUAACCCAUCAGGAUUUCAAAAUCGUUAUUCAAAAUGAAAAUCCUAUAACCCGUACUAAACCCAAAACCCAAGGUUGGAGUGUAUGUCCACUGUGCGGAAAGCAUUCAAGACGCCUCCGCUGGCACGCCAAUCGAUUCCACCUUUCAGUUUUAUUCAUUGAUCAAGAAACUGAAACCCAUGCCAAUGAUCCAGCAUUCCAUCAAGCACGGGUGGAAUGUCUCCAGUUAUUGUCUAGGUUACUAUUGGGACCAAAGGCUGGUCUUGAAGAGUUAGUUGAUUUCCAUAACGUCAACUCUGCUCUACCUUAUAACUGCUCUGUGUCAGAUAACAGUCAAAGAGCAAUGCAACUUCUUUGUUUUAAUCAAGGUUGGCA